CGCAUAAUCGUAUUUGUUUUCUUCGAGUGAUGAAUCUUCAAAUUAUCCCCCGGUUAUUCUGCCAGCAAGCCAGGAAAUACAGCUACAAACCAGUGAAACGAGUGUCCUUACCACCAGCAAGCAAACUGCCACCGAAACCGGACCACCAGUCCGGCAAUUUAUCACUGAUAAAUGAUCUCAAAUCGAGGAUUCUCGCCACCGGGCCGAUUCCAGUGGCAGCCUACAUGAAGCAAGUCCUAACGAAUCCAGCCGCCGGGUACUACAUGACCACCGGAGAUGUUCUGGGAAAGAAAGGAGAUUUCAUCACCUCACCGGAAAUUGGGCAGAUUUUCGGCGAAAUGAUUGCAGUGUGGUGCGUAAACGAGUGGUCCAAGUUUGGUCGCCCGGCACCGUUCCAGCUGAUCGAGCUGGGACCGGGGAAAGGAACGAUGAUGCGUGAUAUUCUGAGGGUGUUCGAUACGUUGAAGGUGAGUCAAGGUCUGGCCGUUCAGAUGGUCGAAAUGAGUGAGCAUUUGAGUGAGGUGCAGGCUAAGUUGCUGUGCAGGAGCAGUACGGAAUAUACGGAUAAACCGUACUAUCGAGCGGGUGUAACGGCAAGCGGAACGAAGGUUUAUUGGUACCGUCAGUUGACUGAUGUACCGGAAGGAUUUGCAAUUUUCCUGGCCCAUGAAUUUUUCGAUGCUUUACCGAUUCACAAGUUUAUGAAGCAGGAAAAUGUGUGGAAAGAAGUCCUAGUCGACAUUGAGCCUAAGAGCGAAGACAAAUUCCGAUUCAUUCUGUCCAAAUCGGAAACUCCUAUGUUACGAUUGUUUUUGAACAAUUAUCCGGAUCUAGUCAAGGACAGAAAUCACAUCGAAAUAUCCUUUGAGGUGGAAUCCGUGAUACGACAGAUAGGGGAACGAUUCCACGCGAACGGAGGUUUUGCACUGGUAGUGGAUUACGGUCACUUGGGAGACAAAGGAGAUACGUUUCGAGCGUUCAAAAAUCACAAACUGCACGAUCCCUUGGUGGAACCGGGGAGUGCCGACUUGACGGCCGAUGUAGAUUUUAGAAUGUUGAAUCGAUUCUGUGAGGAUACGGCGCAAAUGGUGACGAUCGGUCCGACCAGUCAGCGGACGUUUUUGGAAGCUGCUGGAGCAAACGAGCGGUUGAAGAUUUUGAUGAGCAGUAGCAGCAUUAGCGAAGGGGAUAAACAACGAUUGCAGGAUGGAUUCAAGAUGCUAACCGAUCCGGAGCAGAUGGGGGAGAGGUUCAAAUUUUUCGGGCUGUACCCGAAAGAGUUGGAAAGUUUUAUUAAGGAGAAGUGAUGAGGGU
Ochlerotatus camptorhynchus is the source of this 1314-nucleotide messenger RNA. Its product is annotated as protein arginine methyltransferase NDUFAF7 homolog, mitochondrial. Lineage: Eukaryota; Metazoa; Arthropoda; Insecta; Diptera; Culicidae. Gene Ontology annotation, cellular component: mitochondrion. Gene Ontology annotation, biological process: mitochondrial respiratory chain complex I assembly. Gene Ontology annotation, molecular function: protein-arginine omega-N symmetric methyltransferase activity. The coding region runs from base 30 to 1307 and encodes 425 amino acids. The record is from RefSeq and is a predicted model, not a curated record. The transcript has a single exon.